Molecule: messenger RNA, 1283 nt
Organism: Drosophila arizonae
Lineage: Eukaryota; Metazoa; Arthropoda; Insecta; Diptera; Drosophilidae
Gene: Trm7-34
Product: tRNA methyltransferase 7-34
Biological process (GO): tRNA methylation; cytoplasmic translation
Cellular component (GO): cytoplasm
Molecular function (GO): tRNA methyltransferase activity
Source: RefSeq, a predicted model, not a curated record
UAUACAACACAAAUUAAAGAUACAAUUUUUGUAUGAUUUAGAUUUUUACGUGCGUAACCAGGUACUGAAUAACUGAUGCGGAUUGAUCUAACUGAUAACACGUGUAACCUCGAACUAUAAUUUUAUAAUAACCAUGCGAUAUUAUUAUUGCCCGCAGGUUUAGAAAAUUGUUUUACCGGCAAUAAAGUUAUUGAUUAGAUCGUAAUAUGGGAAAGGCAUCAAAGGACAGACGUGAUAUAUUUUACCGUUUAGCCAAGGAACAGGGAUGGCGAGCCAGAAGUGCGUUCAAACUACUACAGGCAGAUGAAACGUUUAAUUUGUUGGAGGGCUUAACACGUGCGGUGGACUUAUGCGCAGCACCUGGAGGAUGGUCACAGGUUUUAUCGAAGCGUAUGUACGAACCGCGAUCGGAGAAAGACCGGGAGCAAGUAAAAAUAAUUGCUGUGGACAUGCAGGGUAUGGCACCAAUCGAUGGCGUGACUCAAUUGCGGGCCGACAUUACUAAGGAGUCAACCGCAGAGGAAAUUAUUAAAUUUUUUGAUGGCAAAAAGGCGGAACUGGUAGUCACUGAUGGGGCUCCCGAUGUCACCGGUUUACACGAUUGGGAUGCCUACAUGCAGGCAGAACUAUUAUUGUCAGCUUUAAGCAUUGCAACCUACAUUCUCGAAGAGGGCGGUUCGUUCAUGGGCAAAGUGUAUCGAGCAGCAAACACCAGCCGCGUGUAUUUACAGCUGCAGCGAUUUUUUAAGGAUGUGUGCCUCUUCAAGCCAUCCGCUUCACGCAACUCAAGCAUCGAGGCAUUUGUGGUAUGUCGUCAAUUUACCAUGCCUGAAGGUCAUGUACCAUGCAACUUGACGUUGGAAUGGUUCGAUAAGCCGGAAGAGGCACUGAAAAACAUUUCGGGAAAAAUGGAAAGAACAAUCGUGCAUUUGCCAUUUGUGGGACACCAGUGUGAAUAUGAUGCGGAUCUAAGCUACGAGCUGGAUAAAGAUUAUAUUACACACGAUGCUGUACAAAAGCCACUGACAGCCGCCUAUCGGGAAGUGAUAGAGAAAACAAAAUCUAUAAACCUCAAAUACAAUUAUUUCGUUGUUCGCCACGACGAGGAGGAAACAUCUGCAGAGCCAAGUACAAGUAGUAAAAGUAGCAGGGCUUACGUUGUUCCAGACGACGAAGAGGACACUUCUCCUGUACCAAGAAGAAGUAUUAAAAUUGGCAGUAUUUUCGUUGGUCGUCACAAUCAGGAGGAAACAUCUGCAGAGCCAAGUAAAAGUGGACUUUAA